AUGCCUUUACCCAAGAUCAACGCGGAUGUCAACAUCACACACAUCGGGACCGCCACCGCCAUCCUCCAAAUCAAUGGCGUCAACCUCCUCACCGACCCUUUCUUCUCUCCUGCCGGCACGCAGUGGGACCGUGGCGUGGUAAUUCUUGAGAACAGUGACACUCCGGCCAUGGCACUCCAUGACUUGCCGGCUGUUGAUGCCGUUCUGCUCAGUCAUGAAGAUCACCCCGAUAACUUGGAUGAGCUGGGCCGACAACUGCUAGAUGGCAGAAGAGUCAUCACCACUAUGGAUGGAGCAAAGAAACUAUCACCACGCCCCGACGUCAGGGGAAUCUCUCCCUGGGAAACUCUGCCCCUCCAUGUUGGUGGCCAACAGUUCAGCAUCACUGGAGUUCCCUGCCAACACGUCCCAGGCCAGGAGUGCACCGGCUUUAUCAUCACGUCCCCCACCUUCGGAGAAAUGGAUGGCCUCCCAAAUGCAAUCUACUUUUCCGGAGACACCAUCUACUUUGAGGAACUUACUGAGAUGCGAAACAAGUUCCACAUCAGCAUUGCCAUCUUCAACAUUGGCGCCGCGAUUGUCGCGAUGCCUGACGGCACGAAGAAACAGAUUACAAUGUGUGGAAAGCAAGCCAGUCGCCUUUUCCGAGAGAUUGGGGCCGAUGUGCUCGUUCCUAUGCACUAUGAGUCUUGGGGACAUUUCACGGAGAAUGGGCACAAGCUUUCUGAGGUUUUCGAGAAGGAAGGAAUUUCGGAACAUGUUUCAUGGCUUGAGCCAGGUGUUCGAAAGAUUAUUUCUACAGAGGGACACUGA
Messenger RNA from Fusarium vanettenii 77-13-4, 813 nucleotides. RefSeq lists its product as uncharacterized. The coding region runs from base 1 to 813 and encodes 270 amino acids. The transcript has a single exon. NCBI's taxonomy places the organism in Eukaryota, Fungi, Ascomycota, Sordariomycetes, Hypocreales, Nectriaceae. The record is from RefSeq and is a predicted model, not a curated record.